AUGGAAGUGACAACUGACGGUGUUGAAGGACAAUUACAAAUCUCUUCAGCAGAGGCGUCGGAUAGUGGAGCUUAUUUCUGUCAAGCAAGUAAUUUAUAUGGAAGAGAUCAACAAUUAGUUCAACUUCUAGUUCAAGGUUCAUUAAAUAUAGCGAUGCUGGACAAUACAGGGAAAAUAUGUCGAUUCGAUUGGACUAAUUUUGCUAUUAACAUCGUGUUGAAAGAAAUUGGUCUUUACGUUUCAAAGGUUUUGCUUAGACUAACUUAUAUCUUACCUUCUACUUUAAACCUGAAGAUUCUUUCCCUCAACAUCAAUAGUUAUUCAGCUUACUUAGCUCAAUUUGAGUUAUUAGUCGCGGAAAUAAAGCCUUAUAUCAUCACGUUAUUUGAAACUUGGUUAAAUCCAGAUCUAAACAUCGUACUCGAAGACUACACUGUUGUUCGACGUGACCGAGGACUUAUCAAUGAUUCUGGUCGAUACAUCAGAGGUGGCGGUAUAGCCUGCUUUAUUCUUAAGUCGCUGAAAUCAUCUGUUCUUCUUUUAUCACCUAAUCACCAUAUCAACCAGCCAGAAUUUAUAUUUUCUGCCCUCCGGCCGGAAAGUGGCAACUUUCUGGCCGCUGCGCUAAACAAAGUUGUCACAUUCCGGCUACCCAAGGGGCCUCAUGUUCUCUUAGCGUCUAUAUAUAGGAGGCCUCAAGGUGAUUUACUGGACAGCUUCUUUACUGAAUUUAAUAAACUUUACUCUAACUACAGCAACAUCAUCAUUACGGGGGACCUAAAUUGCAAUCUUCUAAAAUGUGAACGAUCGUCUAAUCAUCUCAAGUCCUUCAUUACGGAGUCUGGAUUAUUUUGCGUGCCAUAUGGUCCUAUUUAUCACACCAAUGAUGUUGAUUCAUGGCUUGAUGUAAUUAUCGUGGAUAGUCAUGAUAAAAUCAACAAUUUUUCUAAGUCUCCCACUCCUAUCAUUGGUGGUCAUGACUAUCUUCUUUGUGAUUACAAGUUCCCUCAGCCAAAGUGUAAUGUAAGAUCUGUGAAGUUCAGAGACUUCAGAAACCAGCGACUUGACCUUCGUAACAAGGAUGUUGAUUCAUUGGAUCCCAGCGAAAUGGCUUCGUAUUUUAUUUCAUCCGUUACAAAUUCUCUGGAUGAUUUUGCUCCUUUUUCAGUACGUAAACUAAAUCGUCCGAAAAAUCCUUGGCUGACCAAUGAGCUUAAAUCAAAACUAAAAAAUCGACUGGUGACUAAUUUGCUGAGGCUGUUCAAAAAUUUAAGAAGAGAAUUAAAACUUGAACUUAAUACUGCACGGGAUGUUUACCUUAGAAAUGCUUUGACAGAUGAGGCUCCUGAAUCCAACAUCUGGAUUAAGUUGAAAAGGUUGGGUAUUGUUAAAUCCAGACAGACUUCCCCCCUUGAUCAUUUUGAUGCUGAGCAAUUGAACAAUUUCUAUGCAAGGACAUUAACCAAAUAUCUUGUACCAACGACUUUGUUACCAGCAUUCCGUUUCGAUGUCAUUCCAAGCUGGGCUAGGAUCGACAUUAUCGAUGUUACAAAAAGUCUUCACCUAUCGUUGGCGAAAUCAUCUGCCAGCAGUCCGGAUGGUUUGAAUCUCAUGUGGCUGAAAGAUCACUUUGCUCAGAUUUCCCUCUUCCUGACUGCUCUGUUUAACCGCUCGUCGGACCAGGCUAUUUUCCCUGAAGCCUGGAAGUCUAUCUUCAUGGUG
Messenger RNA from Cotesia congregata, 1722 nucleotides. The record is from the annotation of a GenBank genome assembly. NCBI's taxonomy places the organism in Eukaryota, Metazoa, Arthropoda, Insecta, Hymenoptera, Braconidae.